UAUUAGCUGCUCUGGAUUUCCACCUUCUAAUCAGACAAGUAAAAAUAUUUCAGGCUGGCUCUAUUUGAUUUGGUGAGAAUAUAGUUUUGUUUGUUUUUUAUUUGUUUAAGACAGGUCCAGUGUAGCCCAGGCUAGCCUCAGAUUCAUUAUAUACCCAAGGAUGGACUCGAACUCCUGAUCCUCUUGUUUCUACUUCCUAAGUACUGGGAUUACAGACUUAAACUAUUGUGCCCAGCUUCAGAUGUGAAGCAUAAAAGUAUUCCUAUUUGAUGCAAGGGGCAGAAGGCACAGCACUAAUUCUGAGGCUUCCUAAAGCAAUCAGCUGAAGCAGGGGCUCCACGGAGGUGACAUGAGCAGGGAGAUCCUUUGGGUAAUAUCUUAAGUGCUAGUGGUAGGAGAUGUAGAGUAAAAAAGAAUAGGGUGUUCAACAAGACCAAACUGAUACAUACUGCCUUCUGCACUUGGGCUGGGGCAGGUGAAUACAGCCAGGACUUAUGUGCCAGGGUUGGGAGAGGUCUAGAAGGGUCUCAGCUGAGCAUCACAUGAAAGGACUCUGGGGGAUUGAGGCCUCGUGACAGGGGCAAGGGGAGGGAGUGAAGGGUGGUGAGAGCGUCUGGAAUGUCCUGCUGCUGAGGAGGGAGAGCGGGCAGUCAAAAAGAAUAGUGCAUCUUAUGACUGCUCUUCAGUGGCUGAGAGGAGCAUAGACCAAACCCCCAGCAGAACCCUGGGCUUCCUUCCUGUGGACAUUAGACUUGGGUUAAGGACAGUUCUCUGUGCUGAUACGUGUGCUUGUGUGUGUGUGUGUGUGUGUGUGUGUGUGUGUGUGUGUGUGUGUGUGUGAAAGUUCCUUAAUCUGGCUUCUUCAUUUGUACUGCAAUUUCCAGGCUUUUUUUUCUUUUCAUUUCUUUUUUGAGAUGGAGUUCCUUAAUGUGCAAAUGUUCUGUUGAUACCCACAGGUCGAGGUUCUUAAGGCACUGUGCUUACAUUUCAAACCCUGACUUUAGUUUUUGUAUUUUUCCCACCAUGUGAGUCUGGGGAACAUUAGGCUAGGCAGCAAGCAUCUUUACCCCAUAAGCCACCUCAUUUGCCCAAGAUUUUUCUUCUGAAUACAAACUUCAGACAGGACCAGCAAGCAGUAAGGAUAAAGCAAAUGUAUCAAACUGUUGGUGGGAUCUGGGAUCUGGAUUCAGGAUCCAGGAAUCAGAACUGGCAUGGCGUCUCGAGGCAACUUGUAACUAAAGUCUGGAAUAAGCAGCUGUACCCUGAGUGGACAGAGGUGCAGGGGUCUAACUGCUGGAGAGGUGGCCAGGUGUCUCUGAAGGUCAGGAAUGAUGGCCCUACACUGGUUGGUGCAAAUACCUCCUUUUCCAUUGCUCUGCACUUCCCUGGAAGUCAAAAGGUACUGCCGGAUGGUCAGGUUAUCUGGGUCAACAACACCAUCAUCAAUGGGAGCCAGGUGUGGGGAGGACAGCCAGUGUAUCCACGGGAACCUGAUGAUGCCUGCAUUUUCCCUGACGGUGGACCCUGCCCAUCUGGUCCCAAGCCUCCGAGGAGAAGCUUUGUUUAUGUUUGGAAGACCUGGGGACAAUACUGGCAAGUUCUGGGGGGCCCGGAGUCCAAGCUGAGCAUUCCAACGGGUCACGCAAGGCUGGGCACACACACCAUGGAAGUGACUGUCUACCACCGACGGGGGUCCCAGAGCUACGUGCCCCUGGCUCACUCCAGUUCAACCUUCACCAUCACUGACCAGGUGCCCUUCUCCGUGAGUGUGUCCCAGCUACAGGCCUUGGAUGGAGAGAACAAGCGCUUCCUGAGAAACCAUCCUCUCAUCUUUGCCCUUCAGCUCCACGACCCCAGUGGCUAUUUGGCUGAGGCUGACCUCUCCUACACCUGGGACUUUGGAGACAGUACUGGAACCCUGAUCUCUCGGGCACCUGACGUCACUCACACUUAUCUGGAGCCAGGCUCAGUCACUGCCCAUGUGGUGCUGCAAGCUGCCAUUCCUCUUGUUUCCUGUGGUUCCUCCCCAGUGCCAGGUACCACAGAUGGCUAUGUGCCAACUGCAGAGCCCCCUGGAACCACGCCCAGGCAAGGAGCCACUACAAAGGGGCAGAUGCCGACCACAGAGCCCCCUGGAACCACGGUUGUGCCAACCACAGAGGUCACAGCUACGACCUCUGAACAGAUGCUGACCUCAGCGGUCACAGAUACGACGCUGGCAGAGAUGUCAACUCCAGAGAGUACCACACCCGCAAGGCCCUCUGGAACCACAGUUGCACAGGCAACAAUCACAGAGUUGGUGAGAACUACUGCUGAAGAAUUACCCACCCCUAAACCCGAGGGUUCAGAUGCCAGCCCACUGCUGCCCACACCAAGUUCUACAGGGUCCGUUAGCCGUCUACUGGAUGACACAGACACCAUAAUGCUUGUGAAGAGACAAGUCCCCCUGGAUUGUGUUCUAUAUCGAUAUGGUUCUUUUUCCCUCACCCUGGAUAUCGUCCAGGGUAUUGAAAGUGCUGAGAUCCUGCAGGCUGUGCCAUCCAGUGAGGGGGACGCCUUUGAGCUGACUGUGUCCUGCCGAGGCGGGCUACCCAAGGAAGCCUGCAUGGAUAUUUCAUCACCAGGGUGCCAGCCCCCUGCCCAGAGGCUGUGCCAGCCUGUGCCACCAAGCCCAGACUGCCAGCUGGUUCUACACCAAAUACUGAAAGGCGGCUUGGGGACUUAUUGCCUCAAUGUGUCUUUGGCUGAUGCCAACAGCCUGGCAGUGGCCAGCACCCAACUUGUUGUUCCUGGUCAAGAAGGCAGCCUUGGGCAGGCUCCCUUGCUUGUAGGUGUCUUACUGGUGUUGGUGGCUGUGGUCCUUGCAUCUCUGAUAUAUAGGCACAGACUUAAGAAGCAGGACUCAGUUUCCCAAACGCCACAUGGCAGCACUCACUGGCUGCGCCUGCCUCCAGUCUUCUGCGCUCGCCGCCUCGGUGAAAGCAGUCCGCUCCUCAGCGGGCAGCAGGUUUAAGCAUUCUCCAUGCUGUGGAUUUCCUGGGGCUGACAGCAGUGCCUGUAUUUUCUGCAGUCUUCCCUCCAAGAUUACCAACCAAUAUCUGAAAUAAAUUCUCAGAACCUUG
This is a messenger RNA of Rattus norvegicus (Norway rat), 3122 nucleotides long. Lineage: Eukaryota; Metazoa; Chordata; Mammalia; Rodentia; Muridae. The record is from RefSeq and is a predicted model, not a curated record.